Messenger RNA from Cooperia oncophora, 963 nucleotides. The record is from the annotation of a GenBank genome assembly. Lineage: Eukaryota; Metazoa; Nematoda; Chromadorea; Rhabditida; Trichostrongylidae.
AUGACAUUAUCAGUGUGGGAUCGAGGAUCAGACGGAACAUGGACUAAAGCGGCAAGCUGGAAGGUGCAUGGAGGUGCUGUAUGGCGGGUUGUGUGGGCUCAUCCCGAGUUUGGACAGCUCCUUGCUACAUGCUCUUAUGAUCGCAGUGUUCACAUUUGGGAGGAAAUCCGAAGUGGUCCUGGUGCAGAAGGACGAAAGGGAGCCCGCUGGGUGCGAAAAGCCUAUUUGACUGAUAGCCGAGCCAACGUAACAGAUAUAGCCUUUGCUCCACGACAUCUUGGUCUCAUGUUGGCGACAGUAUCGGCUCAAGGGGUCGUCCGCAUUUAUGAGGCGGCAGAUGUGAUGGACCUGUCCAGGUGGUCUCUCUGUCAUGAACUUCAGGCAUUCUACACAAGAUGUGGUAGCGUGGAGUGGAGUCGAUCCCGAAUACAUCGACCCCUCUUAGCAGUUGCUUCAGACGAUAAACGUGCCGAAAACGACGAAAGGAUAUGGCAACGUGUCGUUUCACUCCGACUUGAUCUCGCAUUCCCCGUUACCGAUCUUCGAUUUUCACCUAUUGCCCUUGCUCAUUCCCAUCAGCUGGCAGUGGCAGCUGGAGACGUUCAUGUCUACAACAUCAAGAUACCCGUCUCAGCAUUUGUCGAUGAUGACAACGGUACUCCGGAAAAUGUUCCAACUGACGCUACGGAAUACUCUGCGACAAAGCCGUUCUCGGAGAUGAGCGUCACGCAUGGGGUAUCAGAUAUAAUCUGUGACGGGUACGUGUUGACCGCGAUCGCAGUUGGCGAUGGGACGAUCCGGGUGUGGAAAGCGAUGUUCGUAAACCAAUGGGCACUGUUGGCUGAAAUGUCGUCGGAAGACUAUCUGGAAGAGCGUGAACUGCUGAAUGAAGGUGACUUGUACUGGGGGUCCGAGAGUGGUCGAGGCGAUGGAGAAAUGUUCCAUCGAAAGACCUACUAUUGA